CCACCUCUUAUCCCCUCUCGUCCUCCAUCUCUUCCCACUGGCCUCGCGCCCCUCCACAUCACACACACGACGCCAUCGCCAUGGCCAACUCCAGCUGCCCCUCCACCUCUCCCGCCGCGCUACGCCUCGCGCGCCCCAAGCUCCCGGACUCCGCCAUGAUCAUGCAGCUCCAGCUCCAGCUCCAGCACGCGCCCCUGUUCCCCCGCCCGCCCGCGGCGCGCGCGCACCACCACCACCACCACCAGCGACGCCUCCUGCUCGCGGUCUCCGACCACGUCGCCGCCAAGCCCGUCACCGUGCCGGUGGGGAGGAUGCGCAUGCGCGCGGCGACGGCGAUGGUCUCGCAGGAGGAGGCCGCGGCCACGGCUGUGGAGGAGCAACAGGAGGAGGAGGUCGAAGAGGAGCAGUUGCAAGAGGAAGACGGAGCAGCUGUGCAGGAGGAGGAGCAGGGCGGCGUCCUGGAGGGCAGCUCGGGCGGCGGCGAGGCGGAGGCGGAGGCAGCGGGCAUCACCACCAAGCUCUACUUCGGGAACCUGCCGUACAACUGCGACAGCGCGCAGCUCGCCGGCAUUGUGCAGGACUACGCCACCCCGGAGAUGGUGGAGGUGUUGUACGAUCGGGCGACAGGGAGGAGCCGAGGCUUCGCGUUCGUGACGAUGAGCACCAUCGAAGACUGCGAGCAAGUGAUCAAGAACCUCGACGGCAGCCUGUACAGUGGGCGCACGAUGAGGGUGAACUUCGCGGACAAGCCCAAGCCGAAGCUGCCGCUGUACCCGGAGACUGAGCACAAGCUGUUCGUCGGCAACCUGUCGUGGACGGUCACCUCGGAGAUGCUGACGGAGAUGUUCCAGAAGUGCGGCAACGUGGUCGGCGCCCGGGUGCUCUACGACGGCGAGACCGGCCGGUCCCGUGGCUACGGCUUCGUCUGCUACUCCACCAAGGAGGAGAUGGAUGAAGCUCUUUCCUCGCUCAAUGGAACGGAACUAGAAGGCAGGGAGAUCCGGGUCAACCUCGCCCUUGGAAAGAAAUAAUCAAAGAGUAAUAGAUUUACUUCACAUGCACAGGAGAAACUUGCAAUACAAUGCAAUGCUGCCUUCAGAUGCGAUUUUCAGGCAACCAUGGAUGCAGCGAUUACUUGUUUGAGCGCAUCGCAAGACGGCAAGAGCAGGCACAGGAAGAAUGUAUUGUUCUGAGUUACAGCAGAUGUAUCUCUUUUUUUUAACGAAUCAGAUGUAUCUUUUGUAUGCAUGGGAAAUUUAUUAGUUUCUAUCAGUCGUUUAUCUGAUAGAAGCUUGACUGAACAUUGAACAGUUUUAGUCUGCUGGGGUUAUCAGUCAGUUCCAUUCUCUUGGAGCUGCAUUUUUUCAGUC
Molecule: messenger RNA, 1370 nt
Organism: Oryza sativa Japonica Group (Japanese rice)
Lineage: Eukaryota; Viridiplantae; Streptophyta; Magnoliopsida; Poales; Poaceae
Product: 28 kDa ribonucleoprotein, chloroplastic
Biological process (GO): chloroplast rRNA processing
Cellular component (GO): chloroplast thylakoid membrane
Molecular function (GO): mRNA binding
Source: RefSeq, a predicted model, not a curated record